CGAGAAACGUGAAGUUUCUUAAACAGAAAUAUUUUCUUAAAUGAAGGCUGAAAUAUAAUACAUCAGGAAAGUAUAAUUGAAUGUCCGAUACAAGCUUAAAGUAUGAGUACGAAUAUUGCUUGCACUUCAAUAUCAAUUCCCUAAAUGUGACAGGUGCUAAAGACUAUGUCGUUUUUGUUGGCCUGUGUCACGGGUUGGUGAAGCGCAAAGAUUAUCAACUGGUGGGCAAUUAGGUAGCGCGUACGCCAAAGGUCGAGUGCAAAAACAGAGAACAGUUGAGGUAGUAAAAUGUGUGAAUUUGGCAGGUUGACGCGCUGCAUCGUUGGGUCCGUGGUCAUUGUCAUUAGCCUAACCUGGGCCCAGUCGGGAGAGCGUAAGAAAUGGACAACGCUGGAUUGGCUGCAGCAGCUGAACUACAGCCACGAGCUGCACAAUGUGACCAGCUCCGAUGGCUACCAGCUGCAGCUACAGCGAAUGCCGCGCGUUGGUGCACGACCCGUGCUGCUGGUACAUGGACUGCUGGGCUCCUCCCUGGGUUGGCUGUGCCUGGGACCCGGCAAGAGUUUGGCCUUUCAACUGCAUCAGCGCAACUACGAUGUGUGGCUGGCGAAUCUGCGUGGCGCCUCGCCCUAUGGCAGGCAUCACCUCGAGCUGACCGAUGUCAUGCCAGAGUUUUGGCGCUAUAGCUUUCACGAGCACGGCGCCUACGAUUUGCCUGCCAUAAUUGACCACAUUGUGGAGCACACAAAGCGGGAAGCGGAGCAGAGCGAGACACAGGCGCAGCAAGUACAUCAAGUACUCCUAAUUGGACACUCGCAGGCUUUUAAUGCAUUUUUGGUGCUCUGCUCGCUGCAUCCGCGUUUCAAUCAACACAUCCUGCUCAUGCAGGCAAUGGCGCCCCUGGCCCGACUGCAUCGCCAGGUGCGCUUCGAUUCCGCACAGGUGCGAGUCAUAAUGAAGUUUGUCAAGAAACGCGAAAAGGCCAACAAAUUUGAACUAUUUCCACCUGGUGAGCUGCGUAAAUUGUGUUCUAAAAAGCGGGAGCUCUGUGAAUACUAUACCAAAAACUUAGCGGGCAGUGCAUUGAGCAAUAAACAGUUACUUGAUAUCUUUAGCUAUGAGCAUCUGCUGCAGGGUGGCUCUGCACGGGAGCUGCGACACUUGCAGCAGAUUUGGAAAUCGGGUGAUUUCAUUUCGUACGACUAUGGCCCCAUUGAGAAUAUGCAGAUCUAUCAUAGUGUCGAGGCACUUAACUAUAAUAUCAGCCAGAUCAGUGUGCCCAUCAUACUGUACUUCGGGGAAACGGAUGCAAUUGCCACGCCCGAGGGCGUGCAUGGCAUCUAUGCCAGAAUGUUGAACUCGGUGCGCAGCGUGCGGCGCAUUGCAUCCGCGAAGUUCAAUCAUUUUGAUUUCCUGGUGGCCGGCGAGGUCAAAACUCUGGUUAACGACAAACUGAUCGAGCUAAUGGAAAAGUUUCUCGAAGGCAAAUUGCCGUACAUAAUCGAAUGAGGCGUCAGCUUCGGUGGUGCUAAGUAAUUGGCUCCCCAAGCUGUCAUCAAAGGCGUCCAUUGAGGCUCAUUAAAAGCGCGAGCCAAGCGAAAUGUGUUUUAUUUGCCUUGGCAACCGGCCAAAUGUCCAAAUGUUCAAAUGGCCGAGUAGCAAUUAUGUAAUCGGUUCGUCUUUGACCAAACCAUAAAAAAAAAUCAAAUAAAAAACUGAAUACUAAAAGCAACAACAACGAAAU
Molecule: messenger RNA, 1744 nt
Organism: Drosophila novamexicana
Lineage: Eukaryota; Metazoa; Arthropoda; Insecta; Diptera; Drosophilidae
Product: lipase 1
Exons: 6
Coding region: 289-1509 (406 amino acids)
Biological process (GO): lipid metabolic process
Molecular function (GO): hydrolase activity, acting on ester bonds
Source: RefSeq, a predicted model, not a curated record